Tarenaya hassleriana is the source of this 1905-nucleotide messenger RNA. Its product is annotated as auxin transporter-like protein 2. The coding region runs from base 172 to 1608 and encodes 478 amino acids. The transcript has 8 exons. Gene Ontology annotation, cellular component: plasma membrane. NCBI's taxonomy places the organism in Eukaryota, Viridiplantae, Streptophyta, Magnoliopsida, Brassicales, Cleomaceae. The record is from RefSeq and is a predicted model, not a curated record.
GAAUGCACACACAGACUUCUAUAUAUAUAUAUAUGUAUACAGCUCAGUGUCAUUAGCACUCUCUCCCACAUCUUCAUAUAUAUAUAUAUAUAUAUACAUAUAUAUAUAUGUUCCUCUUUUGAUACUUCGAGCCACAUUGUAAUAUCUUCACGGGGAGAGAGAGAGAGAGAGAUGGAAAACGGUGACAAGGUUGUGGAGACAGUAAUAGUUGGGAACUACGUGGAGAUGGAGACAGAAGGGAAAUCUGAGGGCAUGAAAUCUAAGCUGUCUAAGCUGUUUUGGCACGGCGGCUCCGCCUAUGAUGCUUGGUUCAGUUGUACUUCUAAUCAGGUGGCGCAAGUGUUGUUGACACUGCCGUACUCGUUUUCACAGCUGGGGAUGCUCUCGGGGAUCCUCUUUCAGCUCUUCUAUGGCCUCUUGGGCAGCUGGACUGCUUAUCUCAUCAGCAUUCUCUACGUCGAAUACAGAACCCGGAAAGAGAGAGAGAAAGUCGAUUUCAGAAACCAUGUCAUCCAGUGGUUCGAGGUUCUUGAUGGGUUGCUCGGGAAGCACUGGAGGAAUGUGGGUUUGGCAUUCAACUGCACCUUCCUCAUGUUCGGAUCUGUCAUACAGCUCAUAGCCUGUGCAAGCAAUAUAUAUUACAUAAAUGACAAUUUGGACAAGAGGACGUGGACAUACAUAUUCGGGGCGUGCUGCGCAACCACGGUGUUCAUCCCUUCGUUCCACAACUACAGAAUUUGGUCGUUUGUUGGGCUGAUAAUGACCACUUACACUGCUUGGUACCUCACCAUUGCCUCGCUCUUGCAUGGCCAGGUGGAGGGAGUGAAGCAUUCGGGUCCAAGCAAGCUGGUGCUGUACUUCACCGGGGCCACAAACAUUCUUUAUACGUUUGGGGGACAUGCUGUCACUGUGGAGAUCAUGCAUGCGAUGUGGAAGCCGCAGAAGUUCAAGGCGAUAUAUCUGAUGGCGACAGUGUACGUAUUGACGCUGACACUUCCAUCGGCGUCGGCUGUGUAUUGGGCAUUCGGCGAUUUACUUCUGAACCACUCCAACGCCUUCUCUCUCCUCCCGAAGAACCCCUUCAGGGACAUGGCCGUCAUCCUCAUGCUCAUCCACCAGUUCAUAACGUUUGGAUACGCAUGCACGCCAUUGUACUUCGUGUGGGAGAAGCUGAUAGGAAUGCACGAGUGCCGGAGCCUAUGCAAGAGAGCAGCGGCCAGGCUGCCGGUCGUAAUACCCAUAUGGUUCUUAGCCAUCAUCUUCCCUUUCUUCGGCCCCAUUAACUCCACCGUCGGGUCUCUCCUCGUCAGCUUCACCGUCUACAUCAUCCCCGCCCUCGCCCACAUCUUCACCUUCCGCUCCUCUUCUUCUCGUGAGAACGCGGUGGAGCAACCGCCGAGAUUGGUGGGAAGGUGGGUGGGGUCGUUCACGAUCAAUGCCUUUGUGGUGGUGUGGGUGUUGGUGGUGGGGUUCGGGUUCGGGGGCUGGGCCAGCAUGAUCAAUUUCGUUCACCAGAUCGACACCUUCGGUCUCUUCACCAAAUGCUACCAAUGCCCUCCUCCUCUUCCUCCUACUCCGCCCCACUUCAACCACACCCGUUCUCUUUGAUCCGCCUCGGCCUGUUAUCCACUUGUCGCCUCCACCACAACUUCUAAUCUGUCUUCAGGGGUGAGUUGACAGUUCAUCCUGUUCUCCCCACCUAGUCGUCUUUGGUUUGUCUAUUUGGAAUAGAGCUGGAAUUGAGAGAAGAAAACAAGAACUGCAUCACAAGCGUGUGUUUUGCUAGCUGUAUCACAUUGUUUUCCCCAAGAAAAAAUCUUUGUAGAAAAAAAAUCGAUUUAUUGGAGUUAUUUGAAACGGGUUUAUCCUUCAUCCAUCUAAAUAUGAAGGAGGUUUACAGAUGAA